This is a messenger RNA of Gadus macrocephalus (Pacific cod), 1967 nucleotides long. RefSeq names its product heparan sulfate glucosamine 3-O-sulfotransferase 3B1-like. The coding region runs from base 1 to 723 and encodes 240 amino acids. The record is from RefSeq and is a predicted model, not a curated record. Gene Ontology annotation, molecular function: [heparan sulfate]-glucosamine 3-sulfotransferase activity. The transcript is spliced from 2 exons. NCBI's taxonomy places the organism in Eukaryota, Metazoa, Chordata, Actinopteri, Gadiformes, Gadidae.
AUGAAAUACAGCGAUGCAACUCUGGAGAAUUUUUCUAAAAUUUUUAUAUUCAAACGAAUCAAUGAAACAUUACCAUCAUGCUCUCCUCCUCCUCUCCGCAGAGAGCUGAUGCCCAAGACCCUGGAGGGCCAGAUCACCAUGGAGAAGACCCCCAGCUACUUUGUGACCCGAGAGGCCCCGGCCCGGAUCUCCGCCAUGUCCCGGGACACCAAGCUGAUCGUGGUGGUGCGGGACCCCGUCACCAGGGCCAUCUCCGACUACACCCAGACCCUGUCCAAGAAGCCCGACAUCCCGUCCUUCGAGAGCCUCACCUUCAAGAACAGAACCACGGGCCUCAUCGACACCUCGUGGAGCGCCAUCCAGAUAGGGAUCUACGCCAAGCACCUGGACAACUGGCUGCAGUACUUCCCCAUGGGCCAGAUCCUGUUUGUGAGCGGCGAGCGACUCAUCAGCGACCCGGCCGGGGAGCUGGGCCGCGUGCAGGACUUCCUGGGACUCAAGAGGAUCAUCACGGACAAACACUUUUACUUCAACCAGACCAAGGGCUUCCCCUGUCUGAAGAAGGCCGAGGGCAGCAGUAAGCCGCACUGCCUGGGGAAAACCAAAGGACGGACCCACCCCAACAUUAACCCUGAGGUGGUGCAGAGGCUACGGGACUUCUACCGGCCCUUCAACAUGAAGUUCUACCAGAUGACCGGCCGGAUAUUCGGUUGGGAUGACUGACUAAAAAGUGCCUCUUUCUUGGGUUCUCAGUGACACUGAGACCGCUACGGCCCGGCCGAAGCCCCAAGCCGAAGCAAUAUGUAUUUGUGAGAAACAAAAUGGGGUGUAAUCUGCCCCCUUUUUGACACAAAAAGAUAUGCAAUUUCUUUCCAUCCUACGAUGUAAUGAUCCAUCAUCAGUGCUAACGCAAACAUAACAUUUGAGUCGGUGUUUUACUAGUUUAAAGGUGCAGGAUGAUACGUCACUGUAAUUUCAAAAGGCAAGUGGUUCAGAGCUGUUAUACAUGGAUUAUGGUGUGCGGCUCUCGUCUCUAUGAAGUUUAUAGUAAUUGCAUCGUCUGGGACGCCGAGAUUAAAAAGGCCUUACUGUGCGAUUAAAUGCCAUAUCUGAAGCAUAGCAAGCGGUUUUCGAAAUGCGUUUGUUUGAUUGUAUAAUAAAAUGAAACAUUUAUUUUUUAAAUGUAUUUAUAGAAGUUACACGAUAUUUUGACUAACUCACCGAUAUAUAUUACCAUGUUAUAAUUAAUGUAUUCAUACGUUUAUUUUUGUUGAAUAGCGUCCAUCCUAUGUAUUUUCUUCUGUCCAAUAUAAAUUUCUUUCCUGCCCAUUAUAAUAUACAAACUCACUACAAGAAACAUUUCCCGCCCUUGCCUCCGUCCAGCCCUCUCCAUUUCCACCGCUGUCAGAAUUCAUCAGUUUGAGCGAGGGUUUUUACCCACAAUUCACUUCAUUACGUGUAAAGGCACAGAUAGUGGUCACAGGGAUCCAAGCAACCAGCCGCGCUGCUGCUGCUGCUGUACAGUAAAGACUCCCUGAAGGAGGGUCCUCCCGCCAGACUGGGGGACUCACAUUUCUCUCCACGCAUGCCUCCUUGUGAACUGAAUACACUUGAUGUCAUUGGGCUUCCUCGGCCCCGAGGCAAUGUGUAUACAGGGGCUCUGUUCGGAGACCACGAGACGGGGGCCAACAAUGGCCGUGUUGUGUUUUCCAUUUAUAUCGGCGAGUGCUGCGUGCCGCCUUCUCCCAAAGCAGAUGUCCGUCAAAGAGACUCGAAAAACCAUCAGUGUUUUGUUUCGGUUUCUUUGGAGUUCUUAACGUUACUGUUUUUUUGGGGGGUUGCCCUCAGUGUUCACCGUUGUUAUUACGUUAUUUUUCUUUCCGUUGUUGAUUGUUGUCGACCUAAUUUAAAAACCUGUUGGAAUUUCAAUGAUAGAAAAAUAUAUAUAAAGUAUACUGUUAUGUAAA